GCAUGUUUAAUGUAAUGUUAGUGUGAUAAAACCGAGGCAGAAGAUAGAAACGACCGAAAAUGGCCGCAGGCUCAGCCGUGGCCAUGAUAGGCGCCAACCUCCGGUUCGGCAGCAGCGCAGCAAACGCAAGUCUAAACGCAACCAGGGUGUUCCAGUGCCACCCGGGGGGUACCGCCGAAGCCGCCCUCAUCUUCGCCCUGGGCACAAUGGGGAUGGCCGCCAAUCUGGCGCUCAUGGGCGUCAUCCUCGCCAACAGACAGCUCCGAAGAUGGUCCCAGGGCCUGCUUUUCCAUCAGGGCGCGGUGGACUGCGCCCGGGCCGCGCUCCUACUACCCCUGGGCAUUUCAAUACUCCACUGCCAACCGGUGCAGAAGUGCUCCCUGGUGGAGACCGCAUUCCUGCUCUUGGUCACAGUCGCCACAGUUAACAUGCUAACGACAGUUCUGAACGACUCGCCCGUUUUUCCCGAAGACGAUGACGCCGACGACGUCACAAUGACUGACGCACCCUUGCUCAUGGACUCGCCGCAAUGCGUUCUGUUCGGGACUUUCAUGAUUUGGUUCGCGAGCAUUACCAUUAAUUUGGGACCCACUUUCCUUAGCGGUGCACUUGCUGCCCAGGGCGAGGCGGGCCACAAGGCGCCGUCGUGUCCGCUGAUCCACGGUCCACUCCGCCACUACAUCCUCAACGCGCUGUGGAUCGCCGUCAACCUGGUGUGCGUCUUCCUCACGCUGUUCCACCUGCGCAAGCUGCACCGGGACCUCACCAAGGCGAACGUGGAGGCGGUUCGAGUCGCCGGCCUCGUCACGACGCUCGUCAACGUCACGGGCGGCGGGUCGGCCGGACAGAACAACGCGCAGGGCGAGAGGGCAACCGGGGCUAUGGAGGAGCACCGGAGGAUGCGGGAGUAUCUGAGAAGGAUGGAACGUGAUGGUGUGCAACGCGUGAAAAUGUUCCUCGUCAUAACGGCGGCGUACGUCCUAUUCUGGGGACCGUUGUUCUUCGUCACCCUCGUCAACCACCCCAUCGUAGGAAACCCGCUGGGUCACGAGAUCACGUUGCACAUAUCAUACGUCCACGCGAUAGUAAACCCGACAUUGUUCCUGGUGCUGCACCGCGGUCUGCGACGGGCCAUGCUCGACCUGUGCUGCGGCUGGAUACCGCUCUGGAUGGGCUCGCCGGCCGUGCCGCCGCCGCCCGAUCCGCCCCGCGCCGACAUCGCCCUCCUGAAGCCGCCCCUGCCGGCGCCCGCCCACCCCGAUAGCUCUAUGGGAGACUCCGAUCUGAGCCCGUGGACUCCGGAGCCGCUGAACGGCGGCAUCCAGAUACCCCACUACUCGAGCCCGGAGCCGAGCUCGCCCCCCGGGAGCGACUAG
Messenger RNA from Aethina tumida (small hive beetle), 1376 nucleotides. RefSeq lists its product as uncharacterized. The record is from RefSeq and is a predicted model, not a curated record. Gene Ontology annotation, biological process: G protein-coupled adenosine receptor signaling pathway; adenylate cyclase-activating G protein-coupled receptor signaling pathway. The transcript is spliced from 7 exons. Gene Ontology annotation, molecular function: G protein-coupled receptor activity. Bases 60 to 1376 code for a protein of 438 amino acids. Gene Ontology annotation, cellular component: membrane. NCBI's taxonomy places the organism in Eukaryota, Metazoa, Arthropoda, Insecta, Coleoptera, Nitidulidae.